AUGUCUACCGCAACUCUUAACAGUCAACCACAGAGAACAGUAGGAGGUGGCGUGGGUGGCUACAAGGACAUAUCAGUCCAGGGCAUCAACCACAAGAAUGAGCUAGAAGGCACAGACAAAUAUGGACCAGCUAGUUAUCCAGAAUACCUACCAGUCUGGGACAAUGAGAAAGGCGAGAAAUAUCCCGCCCUAACCCACUUCGAACACUACGAGCACGGCAAAGACGCAGAUCCAACUUUCCCUAACCUGCUAAAAGAAGGCUCAGUUCUCGAAAACAUCACCAGCUCCAUCGGCGCCGAAGUCACUGGCAUCCAGCUAUCCCAGCUCAACGACGCCGGCAAGGACGAACUAGCACUGCUCGUUGCGCAGAAAAAAGUCGUCGCCUUCCGGAACCAGGAUUUCGCCAACCUACCGAUUCAGAAAGCGCUGGAUUUUGCAGCAUAUUUCGGUCGGUUGCAUGUCCACCCUGCUUCGGGAGCGCCAAAGGACUUCCCAGAAGUGCAUUUGGUCCAUCGUGGUGCUGAGGAUACGUCGUUUGCCAGCUUCUUGCAGGAGCGGACGAAUUCGAUUGCGUGGCAUUCGGAUGUGACUUAUGAGCUGCAGCCGCCUGGGACGACCUUUCUUUAUGCUCUUGAUGUGCCGACCUCGGGGGGUGAUACGUUGUUCGCGAACCAGGCCAAGGCUUAUGAGAGACUUUCUCCUGCUUUCCAAGAACGAUUGGCGGGAUUGAAGGCUGUGCACUCUGGGUUCGAACAGGCUCAGAGCUCGUAUGCGAGAGGAGGAGUGUACCGUCGUGAUCCUGUGCAGAGUAUUCACCCACUUGUGCGAACACAUCCUGCCACUGGCGAAAAGGCAUUAUUCGUCAACCCACAAUUUACUAGGUACAUUAUUGGGUUCAAGAAGGAGGAAAGUGAUUACCUGCUCAAGUUCCUUUAUGACCACAUCGCCUUGAGCCAGGAUAUUCAGGCCCGUGUCAGAUGGGCACCAGGGACAGUGGUGGUUUGGGACAAUCGUGUGACGGCACACAGUGCGCUUAUUGACUGGGAGACUGGUGCUCGGCGACACAUUGCUCGCAUUACGCCUCAAGCAGAACAGCCAUAUGAGACUUGA
Lithohypha guttulata is the source of this 1110-nucleotide messenger RNA. RefSeq lists its product as uncharacterized. Gene Ontology annotation, cellular component: cytoplasm. The record is from RefSeq and is a predicted model, not a curated record. Gene Ontology annotation, molecular function: 2-oxoglutarate-dependent dioxygenase activity. The transcript has 3 exons. Lineage: Eukaryota; Fungi; Ascomycota; Eurotiomycetes; Chaetothyriales; Trichomeriaceae. The coding region runs from base 1 to 1110 and encodes 369 amino acids.